Messenger RNA from Liolophura sinensis, 3814 nucleotides. RefSeq names its product zinc finger C3HC-type protein 1-like. The record is from RefSeq and is a predicted model, not a curated record. The transcript is spliced from 9 exons. Lineage: Eukaryota; Metazoa; Mollusca; Polyplacophora; Chitonida; Chitonidae. Gene Ontology annotation, cellular component: nucleus. Gene Ontology annotation, molecular function: zinc ion binding. The coding region runs from base 1 to 1482 and encodes 493 amino acids.
AUGGCGGUGCACGAAAAACCGCCGCAACGUGUGAAGAACAUCUUGUCAUCAUUUUUGGUACCCGCUUUAGAAAAAAGAAUUCAGAAAGGAAAUAGUGUCAAUCCAUCCAAGACAAGUGACAGUGAAUCUUUGUUGUCGGAUCACUGGGACAAGGACGCCUUUGACAGGCGAGUGGAAACGUUCACCACCGUGAACUGGCUGGCCAAACCUGCAGAUGUCUCCCCUCUUGAGUGCGCCCGCUAUGGUUGGGAAAACACAGGAGCUGACAUGAUGAAAUGUGUAAGCUGCAAGGCAAUUUUGUGUGGACAGCUUCCAAAGUGGAAGAGUCCAGACUUAUACAGAGAUUGUCACAGGAAGUUGAGAACAUCUCUGGUGGAAACCCACAAAGAUGCCUGUCCUUGGAGAAAUAACCCCUCUCCAGCAUCAUUCUUGACCAUAUGUUUUGAAAACAGAGAAGAAACCCUUCAGUUAAUCCAAGAAACAUAUGAUGACUUUGUGACCAGCAAUAUGCAGCUCCCUGUCCUGUCCUUUGAGACUCUGGAUGGAAUCGGUCUUGAAGAAAUCACCUUUCAUGAUCGGGCGAUGCAAGUUUAUCAGACAAUGGGAAAACAGACUGACUUCAAUUUUUCUGCGUUCUCUCUGGCUUUGUUUGGAUGGAAAAGGAGCCUGUUGCAGCCUCAGGUGAUAGUCUGCGAGCGUUGCAGGAGGCAGGUAGGCCUGUGGAGCUUCAGGUGUGCCAUAUCCAGACUGAAUGGUAACUCAGGUGAUACAGUUCUUCCUCAUUCACCUGAUAGGGAAACAAAUGGCAGUACAGACUGUGACACUACCUCUGGAGAAUACAGUACCCCAAAAGCCAAGAAAAUCAAACUGUCUAUGAAGGAGGGAUUAGACCUGAUAUCUGAACACAGGGUAUGGUGUCCUUGGGUGAUUAUUCCAGGAAAUCAAGCACAACAGUUCUCCCCUACCCUGCAGAGGACACAAAUGGCAGACAUGACCCAGAGCACAGAGAUAUCAACUUCUUCCUCAGCUGGUAAUUCCAACAGACUGUUGCCAGCACAACACCAAGCAACAAAUGCGGUGUCCUCUGAUGGAACACUUAACUCCCCCAACAACUUGCUCAAUGAAUCAGACAGUGGUGUGACUAUGUUAAAUGCGUCAUUUGUUUCUGAGGACUCAAAUCACUCUCUCCAGAACAGCCAGUUCUCCUCAAGUUCACCAGGACACCAGUUGUGUGACUUCAGUCCAGGUCAGAAAGGCAACUUCAUGGCAACUUCACAUGCUCAGUUACGUGAAGCUACACAACUUCCUCCUUGGCAGAUGCUUCUGCUUCUCUUACAUUUAUGGAAACCAGAGAACAGACUAUCUGGACAACAAGUUCAAGAAUUGAAGUCUAGUCCUCCAUUAGAGGGUAUUCGUCAUGUACGGCGAAUUAUACGGAAAUGGUCAUCACCAGCUCUAAGGCAGAAGAUACCACGACCUUAAUCUCAAAAAGAAAACCUCUUGCAUCAAAUAUCAGAUGUCUAUGCUGUCAAUCCUUCAUCUUUUUGUUACAUAUUCUUCAAAAUUAUAUAAGUAUUAUGUUGCCCCUGUUUUUGUUUUGGACACCUAAGUUACACAGUUUGUUUUGUAAAAUUUCUGGAUGGAAAUAUUUUCUUUUAUAUGUAUGUCCAUGUCCUAAAAAUUGGUUUUCUGCAUUUUUAUGUCUUGAAUACCUCUAAAGCAAAUCUGAAUUUAGCGGAAAAUUUGAAAUUUGUCCAUACUAUGAUUGACAAAUCUGUUGUCCAUACUAUGAUUGAUCCAUUCCAAAUACUGAUUGAUUUUAUUAGUCACUUUAGGCACGAGCUUUAUAGUUUUUGUUAUUUGCAGAUUUACUGUGAUGUUUUGAAAAUAAUUCACUGGAAAAUCCCCUUUUGUCUGUGAUUUUAUUCUCUGACACUUGAAUGAGUCAAAACUUACCUUUCUUUUGUCAAAAGCUUCAUUAUCAAUAUUCACUUGCCUGCAGAGUCUACCAAGAUUCCAUGUGUAUUGUAGUUACAGGGUUACCACAGCCAUAAAAAUAUGUGAACGGUCUUGAAUAAAUGCCCUUAUCAUAAAUUGUCAUUAAAAAGUGAAGAAUUUUUGAAAAAAAGACCAUGAAAAAGUCAUGGAAUUUUUUUUCUCUGAGCAUCUACAUGUGUUGACAAAUGUACUAAUAUUUGUAUUAGGACACUUACAUGGCAUGAAUGUCAUCGUCCGGUUUUUGUUUUUCUGUUUUUUUCAGUCUCAUACUGGAACAUCUGAUCUAUACAUGUAGUACAUUGUUUUAAUGUGCAGUGCUGUUUAUCAGAUGUCAUUUCUUAUGGUAGAAGUCAGGAAUUAUUGUCAGAUUUGGUGAUGUAAAGUCAUCAAUUUUUGUUUUGAAAUAUCAGUAGCAUCCAUGUACACGUUAGCUUGAUUUGUCUAUCAAUAUGUGAUCUACUGGUAUCUAUAAUUCCACCAUCAAAUCAUUACUUUAUCCAUGAGUAUGGCGUAAAAUACCAGUUGAAGAAGUAGAUACUUUGUCGACAGCUUUGAUGAGUACAGUGGUUGUAAAGUUAAACUUUAGUAGUGUACUGAAUGCCUAUUUAAUCAAGUGAUCUGAAACAAUUGACAGGGUAAUUGUGUGCACCUUUCAGCGAGGAAUAGAUUUCUCAGAAUAGACAAAAAAAAGAGGUAGAAAAGGAGUGGGAUGUGGCAUGUGGUACCCUGCAUAGCUCACUGGUUCUCUCUCGCCUUCAUUUUGAGAAUUUGGAAGUUUGUAAGACAUCUUGCAGAGCAAGUUAUGCUAUCAGUGACUAGUAGACCAUUAAUGCAUCCUUUCGAAGACAGAAAAAGACACCUUGUCAUAAUCAGUAAUGUUGUAAAUUAUCAUCAGAUAUCGCAAACUAAAGAUGAAUUUUUCAUUGACAUCAUGUCCGUGGACUUCAGGAUUAUGACAGUUUGAUAAAAGCUAAGUGAUUUAUAUGAAAUACCCAAGCGGUGUGACUCCUAGAGGCAGACUUAAACUUACAAUAUACACAACAUGUAAGAGUACAUUAAGUUGUGUUGCAGAUCAACAAUAUCACAGAUAGAACAUGUUUCUUUCUUUUUUCUUCACAUUGCAUGGGUUUGUACAAUCAAAAAGCAGCACAUAAUAUUUGUGGUAUAAGAUCUCUUAUAUCUACCUUUUCUUUCUGGCAAUUAAGUGCUACAGUGAAGCUCUAACAAACAUAUACUCAGUGGCAUUUUACCUCCAUCUUGUUUUGUUUCACAGUAGCACAAAAAUAUAUUUUCCUUUUGGAGAUUUAAAUGUUGGUGAUAUAAGAAAAUAUCGUCAUAAUGUUUUUGAUGAAAACUUUAUUGGAGAGUUCUCUGGUACACAGAUUGUUCAUACACAUGUUGAAAGAUAUGAAUUAUGUCAAAAAGAAGGAAAGAUAUGUGCAAUAUUCAUGUGCUACUUAAUUGAUUUUUCUUCUUGUAAAAAUUUGUAUCAUGACUACAUGUAUUUUUUGUUCUGUUUUUAUUUUGUCGAUAAUGACAAAACCUUUUCAAGAACAAUAAAGAAUUAUUUUAAACUGUAACUCAAAAGAAGUGUUUAAAAAAUCUGGUUUGAUUGGACACCACACAUCCCUUCUCUUUUUUAACUUUUCAACUUUUUUUUUUUUGCUUAAGCAAAAAUGUUCUGCACAGCUGAACAAUUCAAGUUUUGUGUAAUGAUAAACAUUAAUGAACAAAAUAUUUCAAAAAAUAAUACAAACAACUGGACUUGAGCAAUUCACUGAACUUAGAAACUUUCAUUAAACUGCUCAAUUCUCCA